Drosophila busckii is the source of this 553-nucleotide messenger RNA. RefSeq lists its product as uncharacterized. The transcript has 3 exons. The record is from RefSeq and is a predicted model, not a curated record. Bases 22 to 471 code for a protein of 149 amino acids. NCBI's taxonomy places the organism in Eukaryota, Metazoa, Arthropoda, Insecta, Diptera, Drosophilidae. Gene Ontology annotation, biological process: regulation of synaptic transmission, cholinergic; positive regulation of voltage-gated potassium channel activity; sleep.
AAUAUAUAGACAUUUAGCAAUAUGCAAGCAACUGUGUUCAUUUUAACUGUGAUAAUUGUUAUUUUCGCCAGCCAGACAGUUGAAAUAACUGCGCUGCUGCGCCGCUGCUAUCAAUGCCGUUCACGCGGCGAACUAGGGAGCUGCAAGGAUCCGUUCAUCUUUAACUCCUCCGACGUAGACAGAGAACCAGGACUCACAGCUGUGCCCUGUGCCAGCGGCUGGUGUGGUAAAGUGAUAGAAGGCGGCGGCACCUAUGCGCUGGAUGACUAUGAUCUGGCCGUGCAGCGCAUGUGCGUACAACGUGGACCUGAUGACAAUAUGGAUCGCUGCGCCGACACCAUGUACAACUACAAAAAGGUCUACAUGUGCUUCUGCCAGGGUGAUUUGUGCAAUAGCGCCAUGACCUCGAGUUGGACAUGGCCAGUUUAUCUACUGCCUCUUGUUCUCUUGCUUAACAAACUAUAUUUGUAACUGAAACUCAAAUACUCAAAUUUAUAAACAUGUUAUUACAAGUACCUUGUAUAAAGCUCCAUUGUUCCAAGACUAUGGCUAU